Molecule: messenger RNA, 1492 nt
Organism: Gordionus sp. m RMFG-2023
Lineage: Eukaryota; Metazoa; Nematomorpha; Gordioida; Chordodea; Parachordodidae
Product: guanine nucleotide-binding protein-like 3 homolog
Exons: 13
Coding region: 16-1398 (460 amino acids)
Cellular component (GO): nucleolus
Molecular function (GO): GTP binding
Source: RefSeq, a predicted model, not a curated record
UUAUAUAUAUUAGCAAUGGUCAAGAAGUUUUUUAGAAAGCAAAGUAAAAGAGUCUCUUGUAGUACCAAAUAUAAAAUUCGUCAUAAGGUUAGCGAACAUAAUAAAAAAAUUAAAAAAUUGCAAAAAAAUAAAACUUCAAAAUCAAAUAAAAGAAAAGAAACCUUUAAUAUUCCAAAUUCAUUUCCAUUUAAAAAUGAACUCCUAAACCAUGCCAUUGAAUUAAAAAAUCAAAAAUUAUUGGAAAAGAAACAAAAAAUGAAAGAAAAAAAAUUAGCAAAGCAUUCAAAACAUGUAAAUGAUUAUCAAGGGGCUAACACAGAAAAGGAAAUUUUUGUUGAAAACAUUAAUUUUAAAAAAUGUUCAACCAAUUUUAAAAAUUUUAGAGGAAUAUUAAAACAGGUUAUAGGAGAAGCGAAUGUUUUAUUAUUGGUUUUGGAUGCCAGAGAUCCAAUGGGCACUUGUUGUUUUGAUUUAAAAAAUGUUAUACCUGAAUUUCAACGUGAAAACAAACGUUUGAUAAUAUUACUUAAUAAAAUAGAUUUGAUUUCUCGAGAUUUAAGCGAUGAUUGGGUCAAAUACCUCAAAACGCUCGCUCCCACGAUACCCUUCAAAGCCUCUACGCAAACGCAAAAUGAUAGAUUGGGAGAUAAUUCGUGCAACCCUCAAUUGAGCUCCACCUUUGGUCGACAACGUUUGGUAAAACUUUUUGCCAAUUAUUGCCGGAAUAAGGAUUAUAAAGCUGGCAAGAACUCUCUAGUUAUAGGAGUCGUGGGUAUGCCUAAUGUCGGGAAAAGUAGCGUGAUAAAUAGCUUGAAAAGGAAAAAGGUUUGCGAAUUUGGUUCUGUUCCAGGGAUUACCAAGUGUUUGAAGACGGUCAAAAUACAAAGUAAUAUCAGUUUGAUCGAUACACCUGGAGUCGUGUUUAAUGGCGAUGAUCAAAAUUCUGACGCAAAUAACGACAACGAUGAUGAUAACAAUGACGCCCAAUCAAAUUCCAUGUUUUUGAAGAAUAUUUUGAAAUUUGAUCAAGUGGAUGCCAUCGGAUGUGUUGAUCAAAUCCUGGCAAAAUGUGAUAAGAAACAACUUACCAUGAAAUACAAUAUCCCGAAUUUUGAGAAUGCAGACGAAUUUUUGACGGAAUUGUCUAAAAGGCUCGGUAAAAUUGGUAAAGGUGGUGUUCCCGACUUCGAAUCGACUGCCAAACACGUACUGAGAGAAUGGAACCAGGGUAAAAUUAAGUAUUCCACUCCAGUUCCACUUAUCCCCAAAGAUGAGGGAAUUCUUAAUAACGAAUGCGCUAUAAUAGUUCAAGGCUGGAGCAAGGAGUUCCAAAUUGAUAAAUGCGAUGAAGACAACGAUGUUGGUAAUGAGGAGAUAAAUUCAAUGGAGGAUGAAUAAACUUAUUUGAUAUUAUUGUUCAUAUUGAUUUAAUAAAAUUAUUGAUAUUGCUCAAUAAAAACCACGAUUAAUAUAAAAAUACCCUUACUUUACU